AUGAAGUUGUUCGGCUUCGGGAGCCGCAGGGGCCAGACGGUCCUGGGCUCCAUAGACCACGUCUGCACGGGUUCCGGGUACCGAAUCGGGGACUCCGAACUGCAGAAGAUCCACAAGGCGGCUGUCAAGGGCGACGCCACGGAGGUGGAGCGCUGUCUGGCGCGCAGGAGCGGAGACCUGGACGCCCUGGACAAGCAGCAAAGAACAGCUCUACAUUUGGCCUGUGCCAGUGGCCAUGUGAAAGUGGUCACUCUCCUGGUUAGCAGAAAAUGCCAGAUUGAUAUCUGUGACAAAGAAAAUAGAACGCCUUUGAUACAGGCUGUCCAUUGCCAGGAAGAGGCUUGUGCCGUUAUUCUGCUGGAACAUGGCGCCAAUCCAAACCUUAAGGAUAUCUACGGCAACACUGCUCUCCAUUAUGCUGUGUAUGGUGAGAGCACCUCACUGGCAGAAAAACUGCUUUUCAAUGGUGCGGAUAUUGAAGCACUGGACAAGGUAUAG
This is a messenger RNA of Gorilla gorilla gorilla (western lowland gorilla), 498 nucleotides long. RefSeq names its product putative ankyrin repeat domain-containing protein 20A5. The record is from RefSeq and is a predicted model, not a curated record. The transcript is spliced from 3 exons. The coding region runs from base 1 to 498 and encodes 165 amino acids. Lineage: Eukaryota; Metazoa; Chordata; Mammalia; Primates; Hominidae. Gene Ontology annotation, molecular function: protein binding.